UUUUUUAAUUUUAUUUUUGGCGUUUUGUUUAUAAGCGUUAAUUUGAAUAUUUUCUCUUUUAAAAAUCGAUGAGGAGACGUGUUUUGUGUUUUUUUGUAUUUGUUGAGUAAUUUUUAAUUUCUGGUUUCUGAAUGUUGUGUUUUCCGGAAAAGUUUAGUGUUUUUAAUUCGUGUUUCUUUUAUAUUUUUAAAAACCAGAAUUUAUUUGUAUUUUAUUUUUAAAUGUAUUUUCUUAAAAUCAGAAUUAAUGUAUUUUUUGUAUUUUCUAUUUAUUUUGUAUUCUUAUCAGAAUUUAUCUAUUCUGGUUUAUUUAAAUAAUUUGUGUUUUGUGUUUUCUUUUGUAUUUUUAAAAACCAGAAUUUAUUUGUAUUUUUUAAGUGUUUUAUUUUUAAAUGUAUUUUUUUAAAAUCAGAAUUUAUGUGUUUUUUUUUUUUGUAUUUUCUAUCAGAAUUAAUGUAUUUUUCUGUUGUAUUUUCUAUCAGAAUUUAUGUAUUUUUCUUUUCUAUUUUCUAUCAGAAUUUUUGUAUUUGUUUUUUGUAUUUUCUAUCAGAAUUUUUGUAUUUUUUGUAUUUUCUAUCAGAAUUUAUGUGUUUUUUUUUGUAUUUUUUAUCAGAAUUAAUGUAUUUUUCUUUUGUAUUUUUAAUAAAUUAAAAUUUGUGUUUUUUUUAAUUUUUCAGAAUAUUUCAGAAUUAAAUUAAAAAAUAUGUUCCACAAUAUUGCCCCAAUCGCUAUGCCUUCAUUGCCAACUUCCAAAGACAAAUAUGAACAACAAAAUAAAAUCGAAAGUGCCAUUCUUUCUUCAAUAAAUGAAAUUGUCCAAACAACAAAAAAUUCUUUGGAUCAAAAAAUAAUUUUAAAUAUGUCAAAUUCUGAUAUUUUAAGUCUUGUGAAAUCUUUGGAUGGAUUUUUUGCUCACGGUUUAAUUAAAAUGGAUAAAUGUUAUUGGUCUUUUGUUAGAGAAUUAAUUCCGAGUGAGGAAAGAAUUGAUUUGAAACAAAAAUGGAAUUGUUCUAAUAGAAGAGAAUUGUCGUUAGCGUGGCUGAAGGAUUCGUUGAAUAGGUUGGAAUUUAAAUUAUAAUUUUUUAAAAAUUUUUUUUGUUGCUUUUUAAUGUUAGCAUAGUAUAGCUAGGGUGUUUGGGAUUUAAAUCUAACAAUAAGCUCGGACCUAGGCAUUUUUGAGUUUCCUAGAUUUUGCCUUGACUAACCUUCCUGGGCGCACGGGCGUAUCUAGGGGGCUGGGGGCCCAAAACCGACCCUCUGGAUACGCCCUUGCUGGGCCGGAUCCUGGACUAGAUUUUGGGAAGAGGACCAUGAUUUGGCCAAGGAUCCGGCCAGCUCAAUUUAUUCGAAUUUUCAAGC
Messenger RNA from Meloidogyne enterolobii, 1358 nucleotides. Lineage: Eukaryota; Metazoa; Nematoda; Chromadorea; Rhabditida; Meloidogynidae. The record is from the annotation of a GenBank genome assembly.